Molecule: messenger RNA, 5854 nt
Organism: Paramormyrops kingsleyae
Lineage: Eukaryota; Metazoa; Chordata; Actinopteri; Osteoglossiformes; Mormyridae
Product: protein FAM3C-like
Source: RefSeq, a predicted model, not a curated record
GUGUUGGGGAGCUGUUCACGUAGGCGUGGGCUCCUGGAGUCAGCGAAAUUAUAAUCAUAAAUUCGAAUGACGGGGCGGAGAUACCUCCAUCUGCCGGAGUCUUUAUGAAGGAGCUGAAACCAUCUAGGUCGAGCAGAUAGUCGAGAAAAAGCGCCGCCGUGCCGAGGGACCACGAGCCGCGGUGCGCUACCCGGCGCGACGCUAAAAGGUACGUCGGAUACCUCCAUACAGCAAGCAGAGGAUGCAUUUACAGUAGGUGGGAAUCAAAAAGGCAGUUAAAAUAACAACGCUAUGCAACGCGGUACUGAAAGGAAACGCGCGACCAAUCAUCAAUUAACAGGAAAUUGCAUGGACCCCCUCAGUCCUCGCUGAGCCCCCCCCCCCCUCCGGUUGAGAACCACUGAUACAGAUGACUGGUGUGCUGUCAGCAUUUGAUAAAAUACCCCCAAAGUGGGAGGAAUACAGAAACUGGGGGUCACUUCUUGGACUCUGGCAGCACUGAAGAUUGUGGCCCACAGGUCACCCUAAAAACUGAAGGACAUCCGGAAAGCUGCCUUAUUCUGGCCCAACGUCUUUAAAAUCCAGACAAGCUCUAGUGCAGCAGUGAGCAGAUCCAGGAUCCAACCUACCGUUCGGGCAAAGGCAGGAGAGUUCAGCAACAGUCUUAGGAGAAGCCUGUCCAGUCUGUGCGAUGGGAGUAGGGAUCCUGAAGCAGGUGCUCGCAGCCAUCCUGAUGGUCCUCAUCACGUUCUUGGCCUUCAGAAAAACCAUGGAUUGGAGCACUACUGAUCCCGAAGGCCCCUCAUAUAAAUGUGACCUGUCCAGGCCUUGUCCUCCAGAAUCCUUUGCCUUUAAGAUGAAGAGUGGUAUUGCCAAUGUGCUGGGGCCCAAAAUCUGCCUGGAGGACAACAUCCUCAUGAGUGGCGUGAGGAACAAUGUGGGACGAGGACUGAACAUCGCUUUAGUGAACAACUGUUUGUGUGUGUCCACAGGAAGUACUGGAAUACCCAUCAAGACGGCUUACUUCGAUAUGUGGGCGGGAGAUGUCAAGCUCCUAAUAAAUUUCCUGAAAAGCAUUGAAGAAGGGACACUAGUCAUGAUGGCUACGUUUGAUGAGUCUUCUACAAAACUCAAUGAGGAAGCGAGGAAGCUGAUCAGUGAUUUGGGGAGUUUGAGUAUAAACAAGUUGGGGCUCAGGGAUAACUGGAUCUUUGUGGGAGCUAAAGGAAUCAAAAGGAAGAGACCCUUUGAGCAGCACCUGGUGAAUAAUGCGGACACCAAUAAGUAUGAAGCUUGGCCAGACUUUGUGGAGAUGGAGGGUUGCAUUCAAAUAAGAACAGACCAGGAUGCCUAAUUUCAGAAACCUUAGUCAUGAGUUUGGCCAAUGGCAUGGACAGGAGAACAACGAGACCGCUUCCAACAGACUGUGAUGCUCACCAUCCCUUUUGUCUCAUUUGUAUAAGGUUGUGCUGCCAGACCGCUAUAGGUGAUUCAAAACAUGGUAGCAUGUGUGAUUAUCCAUCAGCACAAGCACUCUCAUGUUUCACCCUUCCAUGUGUCUCUUCACUGGCUCCCUAUUGGUGCUUGCAUCAAGCUCAAGUCCUACAGUAGGUGUUGGCUUAAAGGUCCAUCAAUGGACAGGCACCCAUCUCCAUUAAAAGGCUCCUCAAGACCUAUGUCCCUUCUCACAAACCAUUUGGAGCUCCCUCUACCACAAGGAAAGCGUCACUCAAGACGGUCCCCUUGUGUGGUUCCUCGAUGGUGGAAUGAGCUGCCAGACCACGUCCAGUCAUCAGACUCCCUCUUCACCUCAAGACUCAAGACCCAUCAGAUCCAUGAAUUCCUCAACUAUCCCGAUGCCUCUUUAUGUUCUUUAAAUGCUCUUAUGUUGCAGUUUCUGGCCCUUGAAUAGUCUUAUUAGGGUCUAACUUUGUUAAUAAUUAUUAUGUAGCUGUUAUGUAGUUCCUGCUCCAGUACUGCUCCCACUUAUACCUGGACACUUAUUGUAAGCGUGGCCAAGCUGCACUUAUGUCUAGUUCAGUGAUUCUCAACUCGUGGGUCGCGACCCAAAUUUGGGAGAUGGCAAGUUCUGAAAGGGUCAUGAGGCAGAGUUGGAAAUGUAAGCAUUUUGAAACCAGCAAGCUCCUAUACUGAGCCACAAUCAGAUUUCCCAGCCCCAAUCCUAGAAUUAAUCUAUAUAAACAGGUCUUGGGUCAGCAAAUGCUUAGCGCAAAACUAGUGAACACAUAGCAAAUUCAAGAAGCCAAUUCGUGGAUGCCUAAUUUAAAAUUCACUGGCACAUCCAAUCAGAUUUGUUCAAUAGGCUUUGAUUGGUGUAAAUUGCAGAGUGUACUGUGUGCUUGAUCAUAGCAUACGAUAUAUAGGGUCGCGACUGAGCUGGCAUGGUAACACUUGGGUCACGGUGCAAAAAAGGUUGAGAAGCACUGGUGUAGGUGACUCCUUAACAGCAUGUACUGUAUAUUUGCACUGUUUACCUCACUUGUACUUUGCUUUGGAGAAAAGCUUCUCCUGAAUACCCUACCAGUCAAAAGUUUUGCAUGCACUGAGAUUUUCUACAUUUGCAUUUUACUUUUACAGCAAGGAAAUGUCAUAUCUUUGAUUCAUCAAAGUAACCUCCUCUAGCAGUUAUACCAGCAGAGAAAAUUCGAGGCAUUCUUUUCUAGAAGGGACAUUAAAUCCUGCUCUGUUUCCUGGGAUGAAACAUUUAACUAGUGCAUUUUAAAUUAAAGCACAGCCUAGGGUUUGACUAUGUCAUCAUCACACAAUCAGUUAGUAGGAUGUCAAUCCUGCACAUACUCUUUCCAUGUCAUAAAGGAAACUUGUUUCAUUUUCAUGUAUAGUUGUCCACUCUAAUUUUCUAACUUUCUAAUACUUAACAGGAAUAAAACAUUUGCAGUUUAUGAAAUAAAUGCAAAAGUGGUAAAAACCUGUGCUGUACAAAAACUUUUGACUGGUAGUGUAUGCAAAUAUAAAUGUACUCAGCUCUGUGAUGGGGGGCGAUGUGGGUGUUUUGGGGAGGGGUUCAUCGCCUCCCCUUUACUCCCCCAUACACAGUUACUGUUCAAAAUAGCAUAAAGAAGAGUUUUCUGUGGCUCACAGAAUGGAUGUAGGAGUCACCAGAAAAACAGAGAGUGAUUGUGCCUGUUGGUCCUUUCUUAGAGUCCAUAUGUCAGUAUCUGUUGUUUUUUCCUCCAAGACUGUUAACUGCCAAGAUCUGUAAUUAUGUUGCUCGCUCAGCUCUCUGACCCUCUGGGUGCUUCUCAACAUGCAUACUUGACUGUACUUGUAUUCUUGUGUACCCAUUGUACGUCAUCUUCCGUUGCCAAAGACUAGUUCCAAUACUCAAGAACAGAAGUACCGAGAACGGUAAAAAUUCCCGGAUGGCUUUCUUGCCCUUCCUCAAAUAACAAGAAUGCAUCGUUUGCAUCCUCGCCAAAUGAGACCAAUCCCAUGAUUCAUUGCCUCCCAAGUUGGGAGGCAAGUUAGCAAGAUUGGUCUUGCCAAGAUCACAAGCAUGAUCUUUGCAUUCUUGGUAUUGAGAAACACUGUAUGUGUUUCAAUGUGUCAGGUCGCUGUCACAGAGAAAGUGAUGCUUUUGUAUAUUUGUGUCUUUAGCAAAUGAAAUAUUGUACUUUUGAUAGCUUUCAUCCAUCAUCCAUCCAUCCAUUCAUCCAUUUCCUGAAACUGCUAAUCACAUUCAGGGUCGUGAAGCUUUCAAGAAUCAAAUACAUUUUUUCUGUAACAUUAAGGCCAUGUUUUUAGUAAUUUAUAAACACAUUCAUAAUGCAUUAUAAUGCAUUCAUAAAGCAUUGUAAACAUUAUAAACAUGGCUAUACAUUUAUAAAAAGGCAUAACACAUUAUUGUGGUGGCUGGUCGCGACAGAGGAGACAGACCCCGGAAUGCAGUGUGCAACUGAUUUAAUAUUCCAGCUGUUACGAUCCCCAGUCUAGGGUUGUGGAUCGCCAGAAAGGUAGAGGAGAGGGAGAGGGGAAGACGGGACAAGCAGGGAAUGGGAAAGGGGAACACAGGAAACACAGGGAUCUUUUUUUGUAUUUUUUUAUAUUUAUUCACAGACACGGUUACAAACACGAGGUGCAACAAACUUGGGGAGUGACCGACGCCAAAAUAACAACCAAAACAGCUAACGAACACGUCCCAAACUAAGCUAACUCUAAAGGUAACGAAAACAAGAGGAAACAAAAUGACAAAGACUAAGUGUAACUCCCUAACCAAAACAACAGUAAACACCACGUUCGCAAAAACAACAAGGCAGUCACUCCUUACGCACCUAAGAGACAUGUACAGAAAACACACAGGCUGAAACACGGUAUCCUAAAGGGCGAGGCAAAGAGAGUAGUCAGGAGCUAAGCAAGAGUUCAAACCAGAAGACAAACAAACCGAAGGCAAAGGUACCAAUAGGGCAAAGCAGAAAGUCAGAAACCUGGAAACCAAAACAGUCAUAUACAGGAGUCAAUCAGAAACAGCAAACCAACACAGCGAUAGCAAAAGACAAAGCUUGAGCAAGAGCUCGAGCUAGCUGUGACCAGCAGGCUUUAUCCGGAACACAGGGCCAGGGUCAGAGGUCAGAGGGCGGAAGGGGCGUGGCCGAACACUGGGAGGCAGCGAUUGGCGAGUUGAGCUUGGGGCAGAAGACUGAGGUGUCCUGUAGACAUAUCCAAACACUUACGGCACAUAACACAACAAGCAGCGAUCAAAGUUAAGGGGAUCAGGCGAAGUCGUCGUCGUAAAGCAGGCAAAGGGUCGAUGUCCAGGGAAGUCAGUCCUACACGGAGUGACGGGACAAGGCGACGAGGGGAAGGGACCCACGGAGCCGAUGGAGGGGCAGGGCAGGACGGAGCAGGCAGGUAGCAGAAGGCGGGUGGAUGGAACAGACGAGGCAGGCAGGGCAGUUGGAACAGCAGGGCAGGACACCGCAGGCAGGGCGAUCGGGGAAGACAAUAGACAGAAAACCGCUCAGUAUGGCACAUUAGAACAAUGGCAACAAUACUUCGCACUGAACCUGGGUCAUAGACAGCUUUAAGAAGUGGGGCAAUUGCCUGACGAAUGCCUGCCGGGGCUUGGCCCCGCCCUCGUGGGCGUGACAAUUAUAGCCAUGUGUACUAUGCAUUGUGGCUGCAUUAUGAAGCUCUCAUCUAUAAUGCACUAUAGAUACUUUUAUAAUGUAGUACAAAGUAUCCAUAAUGCAUAUUCCGGCCAUUAUAAUGCAUUACAAACGUAGUGCAUUAUAGAUUAGAGCUUCAUUAACAUUCAUAAUGUAUAAUACACAUGGUUAUAAUGUGUUAUGCCUUUUGAUAAAUAUUCCAUUUUCAUAAUGCUUUAUGAAUCCCUUGUUAUUUGUAAAGAAUGUGUUCUUUUUUUCUACAUAUCCUGCAAUAAUCAUCUUGAGAUUCAAUGAUGUUCAUCAUCUUUGUGUGAUUCUCUUUAGCUGAUCCAGGUCUUGUUUGCCUUACUUAUGUAAACACAUAAAUGGGUCAAGCUUUUCACUCCUAAUAUAUUUGCCUGAUAUUCCGCACACAGUGAGUUGUGUUCUUUUAUCUUAUCAAUCAGUCAUAGGAAGGCACAGAAGCCUUGAAUGUUUCCCCAGGCCUAAGCCUAUAUUUAAAUUAUGCAACUGUACAGAUGGGUAAAAGUGUAAAAUUAUUUGGUGAAAAAAAUAAUGUUCAACAAAAUAAAUUAUAAAUGAAAUUGUUUGGUCCCCGAUCAUAAGCAAUAAAUUAAGAAUAGAUAAGGCAAAAAAAUAUUUAUCUUGAGGGAUAUUGUGGGAAGAAAAGUAUUCCUCAGACUGGACUAAUAAAUAUUUUUUGUACCGAA